Molecule: messenger RNA, 1840 nt
Organism: Seminavis robusta
Lineage: Eukaryota; Bacillariophyta; Bacillariophyceae; Naviculales; Naviculaceae
Source: the annotation of a GenBank genome assembly
ACAGCAUCGUCACAAAGAGUUCGGCGUUUCAUUCUUUCAUCAUCAUUGCUUCGUCCAUCCAGAACAACAACAGCAUACCGUAGCAGCAACAAUGUUCCUGGCAUCUCAAUCCCUCAAGAGAGUUCGUUCCUUGUCCAUCAUCAGCAGUAGUACCGGUAGUAACAAUAUUAUGAAGACAAGACAAGCACUCUCCACGAGCCUGGGUGUCCUAGCGACACUCUCCUCGCAGCAUUUGUGCUGGACAGCUUCGGCCCUGCCAUUUGGGACUCGGGGUGCCAGUAGCGAUACUACUACUAACGAGGACAAUGCCGAAGCCGUCACGGAUGCCAUGGGCGAAAUCGUCCGCAUUCAUUUACCAAAAGGCAAUAAUAAUGAAGAGAACGACAAUCGCAAUCCAGUGGUAGAAGCCUUUUUUGCUGCUGGCGAUACUUCUUCUUCUUCUUCCAAUGAUGACGUCCUACUCUUUCAGGAAAUCCAAUCGCAAGCACAAAAUCUGUCGUCCUUUUUAACUUCGACACGCCGCAAUUUCCACCAACGUCCCGAAUUAAUGUAUCAAGAAAAGGAAACAUCGGCCAUGAUCCAGGCCACCUUGCAACAACUCGAUAUUCCCCAUUCCACUGGAUGGGCCGUCAAUACCCAUCCCACGGUCAUUCCAGGACCGGGAGGAUACGGUAUUGUCGCCGAUAUUGGUACCGGACAAGCACCGUGUGUCUUGUUACGAGCCGAUAUGGAUGCUUUGCCCAUUCACGAACGCACCGAACAAGUUGACAACUUUAGGUCGCAAACACCCGAUCAAAUGCACGCUUGUGGACACGAUGGACAUACCACCAUGCUGUUGGGUGCCGCCGCCAUUUUAAAGGGAAUGGAAGAGAGUAUCAAUGGAACCGUACGACUCAUGUUUCAACCCGCCGAAGAAGGUGGAGCCGGAGCCAAACGCAUGGUCGAAGAGGGCGUCAUGACACUACAACCACCACCACAGCAUGCUUUUGGAUUGCAUGUGUGGCCGACUCUUCCUUCGGGUAGCAUUGCAGGACGUCCUGGACCCCUCUUGGCAGCCGCAGAACGAUUCGAAAUACUCAUUGCCGGAACAGGGGGACAUGCCGCCAUGCCACAUCUCACUCAUGAUCCCAUUGUCACGGCAUCGGCCAUUAUCAUGAACUUGCAAACUGUCGUCAGUCGGACCAUGAGUCCCCUCGAAAGUGGGGUGGUGAGUAUCACCAAAAUGGAAGCGGGAGAUGCGUUCAACAUUAUCCCGGCAUCGGCAUUGUUGCGAGGGACCAUUCGGGCAUUGAGUACCGAAACCCUCAUGACCUUACGGGAUCGAGUCCAUCAUAUUAUGGAAUCCACCGCGGCGGUGCACGGAUGCAAUGUCACCAUUACCUAUUCGCCCGACUAUUAUCCACCGACAGUGAACGAUCCCGAACUGUACCAUACGUUUUCCAAAGACAUUGCCGCCCAGAUAUCCACAGAAGGCUAUACCCGCGACACGGAACCCACCAUGGGAGGAGAAGAUUUUAGUUUUGUGGCGGAACAGGUUCCUUCGACUUUUUUCUUGUUGGGACAGGGAUCGGGACAAGAUCCGCCCACGAAUUACGGAUUGCAUCAUCCGCAUUUUGCACUCGAUGAAAGUGUCAUGCCACAAGGUGUCGAGCUACAUGUCAAUUUGGCGCUGCGAGCAUUGAGGCGGUUGGGACAACAACAGCAACAACAACAAACAGAUGACGUCAAGGCUGCAGCAUAAAAAGCUAUAGCUCAUCGUGCACCGCAAAUAAUGGAUAGACCUGAUUGUAGCUAGCUAGUAGCUAUAAAGAAGAAUAUCAUAUGUAUCUUUCUUGUUCUA